Molecule: messenger RNA, 830 nt
Organism: Chrysochloris asiatica (Cape golden mole)
Lineage: Eukaryota; Metazoa; Chordata; Mammalia; Afrosoricida; Chrysochloridae
Product: gamma-butyrobetaine dioxygenase-like
Exons: 5
Biological process (GO): carnitine biosynthetic process
Cellular component (GO): mitochondrion
Molecular function (GO): iron ion binding; gamma-butyrobetaine dioxygenase activity
Source: RefSeq, a predicted model, not a curated record
AAUGUCAGCAUUGGGGUUCUGAGUUCCAGCUACCUAAUUUGGAUUUUGAAGAUGUUUUAAAAAAUGAUGAAUAUGCAUACAAGUGGCUCUCUACCCUGAAGAAAGUAGGUAUAGUGCGACUCACUGGAGCAUCUGAUAAAAGAGGAGAAAUUUUAAAACUUGGGAAAAGGAUUGGUUUCCUUUAUCUCACAUUCUAUGGACAUACUUGGCAAGUUCAAGACAAAAUCGAUGCAAACAAUGUGGCUUAUACAACUGGGAAGCUAAGCUUUCACACUGAUUAUCCAGCCCUUCAUCACCCACCUGGGGUACAGCUUCUGCACUGCAUAAAGCAAACAGUUACUGGAGGUGAUUCAAUCAUUGUAGAUGGGUUCAAUGUCUGCCGAAAGCUAAAGGAAAAAAAUCCUCGGGCAUUCCAAAUUUUGUCCUCCACUUUUGUGGACUUUACAGACAUUGGUGUGGAUUAUUGUGAUUUCUCUGUACAAUCCAAGCACAAGAUUAUAGAGUUAGAUGAUAAAGGCCAAGUGGUUCGUAUUAACUUCAACAAUGCUACCAGAGACACAAUAUUUGAUGUACCUGUGGAAAGAGUUCAGCCAUUUUAUGCUGCUUUGAAGGAGUUUGUUGAUCUCAUGAACUGCAAAGAAUUCAAGUUUACCUUCAAGAUGAAUCCAGGUGAUGUGAUUACUUUUGAUAACUGGCGCUUGCUUCAUGGCAGACAUAGCUAUGAAGCAGGAACGGAGAUCUCCCGUCAUCUAGAAGGAGCUUACGCAGACUGGGAUGUGGUAAUGUCAAGGCUUCGUAUCUUAAGACAGAGUGUCGAAAAUGGAAACUGA